Porites lobata is the source of this 12791-nucleotide messenger RNA. The record is from the annotation of a GenBank genome assembly. Lineage: Eukaryota; Metazoa; Cnidaria; Anthozoa; Scleractinia; Poritidae.
AGUUGACGUCAAUGUCACGAGGAUGGAACUGUUGCAAGACUGAAAAUGGCGUCCGGAUCUAAAGUGAAAUCCCCUUAGUAUAUCCACAAAUUCUUCUAUUUCGGGUGUUGCAGUGGGAAGCACAGCUUUUAAAAGCAAAGUGUUCCUUCAUUAUGGCAGCAGCGUCGCGGAAAAACCAGUUUAAAGUUGUUCUUUUAGGGGAAGGGUGCGUUGGUAAAACUUCCUUAAUGCUUCGCUAUGUCCAAGACAAGUUCAACGAAAAACAUUUAACCACACUGCAAGUAAGUUUGUUGUCAUUUUUUAUUAGCUAUACGUAGGCUUCGUUACACGGUAAGGACGCUUUAUCGUGAUCUUGAUAAUACAUACAAUAAAACUUAAAAGCAUGGCUGGCUCCUGAGAGCUUGCAUGUGUUUUUGUGGACGAACGAUUUUCCGCUAGGUAAAGCUGAAUCAUCAAAUUUCAAGUAUACUGUUGUCGUGAUAUCUGUUCGCAGUUAGCCAAAUUUUGUGUAAAAAAGUAGAUCUCUCGUCAACAAUCAACUUGAGCUGUACAGAUCCAUGAAAUGGACAUGUGCCUAGAAAGUUUUAUAUUGAAUAUUAUUGAGUUACACCGUAUUCUAGAAUAUAGGACUGACAUGAUUCCAGUGCAGAAAUCCAAGCUGGUAUUACAUUGCCAAUUUGCUAGUAGAAUUAUAUUACAUACACUGUUUACAGGUAUUCAUUAUAACACCUGAAGGAGGAUCAUGAGGUUAUCCCUAUAUUAAGAUCUCUCCUUACAGAUAACCCACCCAGCCCAGGAAAGGUUAGUCACACCGCCAGGGUCUAUAUCUCCUACUCUUUUUAAACAGUGGUGUGGGUUCCUUUAUAUCUCACAAGAACCAGAUAAGUGAAGUGCUGUGAACCCAUGGUUUUUGUCCUUAUCAAAGAGGACUAGAAAGUCUAACUGUUUGCAAGGCUGCUGUUUUUCCUCUGGGACUUCCUAUUGUCUCGGGUUUAGCACUACAUCAAAUUCCCAUGCAGCAUGCGAGAAUUUACCGCGUUUGGUUGCCCUCUGAAAUCUAGUCGCUAUUGUUUUCUACCAUUCUACAUCAUUACCAUAUUUCGGGAAGAUUUCGGGGGGCAACCAAGUGCGGCAAAUUCUCGCGUGCUACAUGGGAAUUUGGUGUUGUGCUAAACUUGAGACAAUAGGAAGUCCCAGAGUAAAAACGUAGCCAGAUAUAUGACAUUGCUUCAAUAUUUACUCACUUUUGUGCCCAGGUUAGGCAACUUUAGAAGUUUUCAAUCGACACGAAAUUCGGGAACUAAAUAGUACACUGAUCAAUUAAUGUACUAUUGUCAAAUUUUGUUUUAGUCACUGUUUUUAUGAAAGUAGCCAUAGAAAUUGUAAAAAGAGCUCAGCAUUGCUUUUUACCCUGAUUUAUACGUUUUCAUGUGUUUCAAAAUUGUGCAAGUGUACUUGUGUUCAGCAGCUUCUGGAGUGUGUAAGGGUCAUUUGCAAAACAGAUGAGUGAUAAAACCUUUCAGAAACAUCCAAAAAGUAGCAAAUUUGUCUGCAUCAAGUCCAGUAGUCAGUGCAUGCAUUGUUAAUACCCUUUUUAUAGAAAUUCCAAGAUAUCUCAAAAUUCAUCCUAUAGAUUUUUGGCAAACUUCGCACAGCAGAAGACAUUUUUCCAAAGAUUACAUAGCAUAAAGCAUUUCAAAAGAAAAUGCCAAACAUGGCUGAAAUUCGAUUUAGAGCUAAAACCAUUGUGACGUCAUUGCCACGUGACAUUUAUUCCGAUCACCCAAAAAAUAAUACCAUAAUAAAGUUUAGUCUAAGUGUAAUCAAUGUGUCAUAAUCGUUUUACAAUACAGAUCAAUAAUUGUUUCAGUAUAAGAGAUUCCAAGAUGGAGGGUGUGCCUAUAAAAAUACUUGGUCGAGCCACCUUAAGUUGACAGUCUCAACCAGUUCCUCGAAACUUGAUUCAUGCUUCUCAAAACCUAAGUCUCCCUUGUUGCUGUUUUUGUCUCGCUUGAAAGGAUUUGAAGAAAUCAUUUAUUUCUUGAGAAAAAUAACGAUAACCAUUUGCACAUACACUAGCGAACCCACUGACCAACAGCACUUGCUUGUACAAUAAUUUUAUUUAAGCGAGUUAAGUUUAAGUUUUUAGGUGAUAAAAAAGGACCAAUGAGAGGUUUUUUAUCUUGAAGUUUGGAAAUUGACUCAGCAUUUGUGUUUUGAGUCUAUGUUUUGAACUAUCACAACUGUUUUUAUAUUAUUUUGUGAAGGUAUGUAUUUACAUGCAUAGCGCACGACAACAUAAAUUAUAAAGACAUUGGAAUAUGAUCUUGAAUAGCCACCAUGAAUCAUUUUCAAAAAGUGUAAUGUUUUUGCGAGCCUUUCAAAAAAUACCACAAAACGUACAGCAAAAAGAAAAGGGAGGUGUAGAUAAUGCUGAAUAAAUGAUAAAAGAAAACUCCAAAUGUACCGCUCAUGUUUGUAGCAAGAUAGAAAAUACUACAAACUUGCAAAAGUAAAAUUUCCUUAGUGUAUGACAUGUGUAGUUGGAAACCUCUUGCUUUUUACACAUCAUGAUUUUUUAUUGGUUUUUACUACACACAAUAGUGACCAAACAUUUCUAACGCUGGAGAAAAAUUCAUGAUAUCAAUACUGAAGGUUUUUCUAAGACUAUGAAAUUCAUUCAAGGCCAUUUUCAGACAAGAAUCUUCAACUGCACUGCAGUGGAAUUCACAGAAGCAAAUUAAUUUCAAGACAAGUGCUUGUUUGUUUACCUUUUACCGGCAGAAAUUUUUUUUGUCUACAGCCAACAACCAAACAUUUUCCGUUUUCAUUUCAACACUGCAGAAUGAGCGGGGAAUUUUGACGUUUAUUCACCAAGAGCUAGCCUGAGAAUCAUACGUUUUAGGUGCCCUUGUCGAGCUCCUUGUUUAAAAUUUUGGUCACCUAUGGGCAAAUCAUAGUCACCUCUGGUGACCGGCCACUCAUUAGGCAGCAGCCUUGGUUUGCAGAUGUCAUUACAAAGGCAGCAUUUUCUUCUCUGUUACGAUUGUAUUUAAAGGCCCUGAGUGCUGGUCUGGCCAGGGUUUGCACUCGCAACCUCCUGCUCAGCAGACCCAGUGCUCUCCCAACUGAGCUAACCAGGUGGUGGUUAGCUUCAAAUGGAGGUUAUGAUUAGUCGUGGAGGAAUUGAUCACAUUGUUAUUGUUACUGUGCCAGUUGUGUGAAAGUUAAUCUAACACAUUGGGUGGCAAGACAUAAACAGAUGUUGGAUUUUGCAGCAAUCCCAGGCAUGUCGUUGUUUAGCUAAUAAGAACUGCUUUUCCAUCAUGGAUUGUGCACCCAACAAACUACAACUUAUGUUGAAGGAGGCAAUGCACAUCAAAUGGGAGAAUCCCACUUUAAAUAAGCAGCUGAAACAUGCUGACUUAACUCUCUCGUUCUGGUAUUAUUCUUUAAGUUUAUUUUAUAUAUAUGUAUAUAUAUUUUUGUUCUCAUAACAUUAAUUUUUGUGUUAUAACCAUUGUAAUUAUUUCAAUUUUUUACAAUUUUCUUCCUUGUAUUAAGUGUAGUGCUCACGCAAGUGUUAUUCCAUGUCUUGUGCAUCUUAAAAUUGUACGUUAAUUUUCCGAAAUUUUGAAUUGUAUCACGUUUUAACUUAUACGUCAUUGCUUGUAUUAAUUCAACCGAACUUGCAAACGAAUUCACAACUGAAGAUGAUCGUUGAACGAUCGAAACAUGUCUUGUUUUAAACUGAAAGUUGUCUUCCAUUUCUUAAAAAUGUUUAGAGUGAUGAUUUUUUUGAUAGCUUAGGAAGAAAAAAGUUUCCCCCAAUGGAGUCAAACCUUUGUCCUUGUUGCCCUGGUUGUUUAAAGAAAGUUUUACAACUCAAUUGUAAAACGCAGUUAAUGGAGCGUGAUGCCCUCAAUCAACAACAUGUAACGCAGUGUUAUGCUAUAGCCCUUAUCAAAUCUCGUAGAAGUUUACUCGUGGUGGGUAAAACUACUAGGUAGUACGUAAAAUCACGGCUAUAACUGGGAAACUACUGAUACAAUAGCGAUCCUUGUUUUUUGUUGCAGUUGAGGCUAGUUUCUGAUGUAUCGCUCGUUUUGUAUGGCUAGUAAAAAUAAUUUUCCUCAUGCAUAUCUUGUGGAGCACUUUAGGUGCACGUUCUGUUCUGUAGUACAGUAUUUUUCAUUGGCUUACCUUGUGAUAGCACUCGGACUAUAAAAGGCCUAGUAAAAGUCCUGUGCCUCAUUCCGAGCUGUAUUGCGAAGUUGGUUACUUCAACCGUCCUAAAGUUUUGUAAUUCCCACCCUUCCCUCCCUUUGGAGGCUUGGUUGUUGUUCCUAAUAAACACGGGCUCACCGCUUUCUUUCGCUUUCGGUUUAAGUCUCACGGCAACUUCCCCAAGCUUUGAUUUUAAUGCAAACUUUUAUAUUUGAUUGUAUUCCAGCACGUGCCGGCGGAGUCGGCUCGUAGUGCUGAUAAGAUAAAGUUCCUAGAACAAAAUAUUUGCCUACUCCGUUCCAUUAAGUUGCACGAUGCUGGCCAGAGGUUUCAGCUCGUAGUGCCGUGGACUGUUAGGCCGUAUUAAGUUUCUUUCUUUCGGACCUACCUGAACUUGUCCGAUCCGGGGCGUGUAAAUUAGCGCCGGGGAGAUAAGUAAGGCUUUAUGGUCACACUAUGGAAGUCGUCCACCACGCCGAUCGCGGAGCGGUGUUCCCCCCAUUACGCCAUCUGUUUGUUGUCUUAUUUUAUUACACUUAUUUUAAAGUCUAGUGAAAGGAACUACGACACUAAUGUUAGAUAAAUCCAACAGAUAAAUCUCUGGAAGUCAUUAUUGCAUUGUCCAAUGGAUAGAGAUUUAUCCAGUGAAUAGCAUUAUCUGCUGAACAACUGGGGCCAUUAUUAGUCCAGAUAGUCUACCACUGAGCUAUAGGAGACUACUUGGCCAUUGUACAGGCUCAUGUGAUAAACAUGUUUUCAUGCUUCUUUUGUCUUUCGUGUAUGUGUACUUACAUUGAUGAUAAAGUAAAUCUUUUGUGUUUUUUCUUCAGGCAUCUUUCUUAAAUAAAAGAUUAAAUAUUGAAGGACAACGUGUGAACAUUGCCAUAUGGGUAAGUUUAUUUCAAGGCUGUGUUUCAAGAAAAAUUAGAGGGAGUUCAAUUCUCUGAAUGAGUUUAUGAUUUUUAUGCAUAGGCUGAGAGUUCCAGUAGUCACUCCAGUGCAAACCAAGUUGUCCAAAAUACCCGACCAGAAUUUGAAAAAAAUAGUUAUUAUUUUUUUUAAAAGAAAAUAUUUAGCUGUUAGAUAGUUUCAGUUCUUAGGUCAUGGUAUGUCUGGGCCAAUGAGAGUGGCUAGUUUGAAAAUUUUUUCCUGUAUAGGUAAUAGCAUGAUUAGUAGUCAUAUUUGGCAUAAAUACCACGAGUGAUAUUUCAAAAUUGUUAUACGUAAUUUCACGAGCCGUUAGGCGAGUAAAAUUUGACACAAUUUUGAAAUAACACGAGUGGUAUUUAUGCCAAAUAUCACGUACAAAUCAUGUUUAUACUACUACCUGCAAAAGGUUUGUAAUUUUCACAUGUAGGUAUUUCAAAUUAAGCUGAAAUACCACUCCUCUAAGCCAAUCAAAUUGCAGAAAUUUCUCAUGUAGUAGUAUAAGUAUGUGUAAUCAAAUGGUGACGAGUGAAAUUAGGGAAUAAUUUCACGUGCGUUUUGUCCAAUUAUUAGGAUUUGGACAAAACGUAAGUGAAAUUAUUCCCUAAUUUCAUUAGUAUACCAGUUGAUUACCUAUUAAUAUCAUGGGUGACGAAUUACGUUAGCAAUCUUGGAUUUUUGACAUGUUUAUCCUGGAUUGUAUCGAUCGAGAACUCCACUCUGUCAAAUGUUUAGACCAUAAAUUUGGCUUAUAAAGUUCAGAAUUUUUCAGACUUUUUCGGCAAAAUACCUGUUAGAAUCCUUCUUGAUGUUCUCUUGUGUGUUCAGGUUUUCGAAAGCGUCUUUUUGUGCUUGCAUCUUCAUUCAUGGCAUUUUAAAACUGUCGCCAUCUUGACACUGAGAUAUAUGGAAGGUUGCCAUGGCAAUUUCGUAAUUUCACAUGUGAAAUACAAAUUAACGCUGAAAUUUCGCACCAAAAUUAAGGAGUAAUUCAUCACCUAUGAUAUUAGGUAAUGGUAUUUGCUAGAUAUAGCUAAUUGAUGCUUGAUUGCAUCAUUGAGUAUUAUUAAUCAUUGAUCAUUGUCAUUGAUCUAUGGGUAAUCAAUGGUUAGACAAUUACCAAAAACCCUCUAACCAUAUCCUAUCCUAUAACCCAUCUGUGACAUUCAUUACUCAUGGAAGUCAUUGAUACCAUUUAUUAGUCAGUUAUUACCAAUAAUACCAUUUAUUAGCCAGUUAAUUAAUCAUUAAUUUGUCACAUAUUACUAAGCAACGCAUUAAACUUUGAUUUGAUGGAUGGCAAAAUGUCGAAACCAAUGUUGAGAAGGUGACACUCCUGGCUAUUUGGAGUCAGAAAAAAAUAAUUAUACACCUAAAUUUAGCCCAGUCCCUUCUCUGUCAGGGAAAAACGUUUCUGUCUAAUGCAGUUGUUCCAAUCUGUAGUAAAUGUGUAAUGGGUUAAUUUGAUGUGGGGGUCGAAGUAUGUCCCAUUUGGUUUAUACAUGCUUGAUACAUAUUUAGUUUGUAUUGUGACAUGUACAGCUGUACUUUAAAGUUUUUUUGAAUUUCUUUAUUUUGAAUUUAGUAUGAUUUGUAUAGCCAUUAGUUUACACAUGUAUAUCAAUGUCUAACUGAUGUCAUCAGUGACUCAUUGAUGCAAUCUAUGAUUUAAAUUUUGCAGCCUGACAGUUAUUCAUUGAUUGCUCAACAUUUAUCAUCUGCAAUAAUCAAUGACUAAUCAGCUGAUCACCCAUUGAUUUCCUGUUGAUCAGGGCUGAAAAUAACGGACAGCAGGUUGCUGGUCAUGAUGACUGGCCAGAUAUUUUUUAGCCUGAUUCUGGCCGGUCAUAUAAUGAAUACUAAUAUUUUUAUUUUGCCCAAGGAAUAUCCAAUUAUGCUCGCAAUUGAUCGUUAUUACUACAUUGAUGUUCACAUUUUUGAUAGCAAGUUGGUGAAAAAUGCAUUCGCACGUUGUAGAGUUCCUUUCCAUGGUUUUUGCACGUUAUUAAUGUAGCCUGUGUAGUUGGCGGUAUUGUGGGGGUGUGAGAUUAGAUUUUUGGGGGCGGAGCCGCGUUCCAAAAAAAGGGAGUAGGGAAGAGGCGGUUGAAAUACCGGUGAUAUUUCUCGUGGCUUCGCUUCGCCACUCGUGACGGCUCCGCCGUCAAAUAUCACUUGACUAUAUUACAACGGCUCCUCUGCCAAAUCUCACUCGACUACUACACAAUACCGCCAGCUACGCAGGCUAGGUUUAAUGUUACGUUCUACCUUGAGUAUCAUUGCAUGGCGGUGUCUGAAGUCUCUAGAGGUAAAAAGUGAAGUGUAAAUCCUUUUCAAACUCUCAAGGUUCAGGAAACAGAAUACACAUACAGUUCAGCAAACUUUAGAAAUUACGAAAAAAAAAGAAAAAAAAUUGGGUUAUUUUACAAAAUCUGCACGCGCUUCGAAAUGAACAUCGGGGAAACUUGAUCUUUUUCCUUGCCUGGCACAAGAUUGAAAGUCACCUCCUCAAAGAAGAAUCGUUGCUAAUAUUUUCAGCAAAGAAGUUGAUUUGUAUUGGCGAGAAGUUUUCAGCCCUGGUUGAUUACUCAUCGAUAUUAUUGAUGUCAUUGAUUUGUUAUCUCUGGUACUAUCUAUCGAUCAAAGGAGCCUGCAACCCUAAUCUCUCAACUUUCCCUAACCUUUGGUUAUUGUGUUCGAGGUACAAGAACGCAACCCCUAAUUUGUGUUGGGCGUUCUGUGCAUUAUUGGAUGUCCUGUGCAAUUAAUGAGGGAGGUUUAUUCGAGAUUGCAUUUGCCGUCGACACACAUUAAUUUUGCCUCACUUCGAGGUGAUUGCUUACAUUUUGCCUCACUUUGACGCGCCAACUCACAUGGUGAUUUGUGUGUCCUCUGCGUUCAUCUUCCAAACGUUUGCUGAGGUCUGCUAUUUGUCUUCAUAAAGCGUACAUAUCUCAUGAGUUUGCUGAAUCUGCGUUUGUUGAGUCUUCCAAAGCGUUCAACACCCUGAGUAAAAUUGUACUUUGGAUUAAGCCUUUGGAAAAUGUGUGUGAUUCCUGGUGCAUGCAUCAAUGAAACCGGGUUGUUUAGCUCGGUGGCUGUUGUGCCACAAAGUAAACCUACCGAGUUGUGUAGUAGUUCGAUGGCCGUAGUGCCACGAAGUAAAUUUACCAAGUUGUGUAGCUCGGCUGCUGUUGUGCCACACAAAGUAAAUCUAUCAAGUUGUGUAGCUCGGCGGCCAUUCAGGGUCACACAAAGUAAAUCUACUGAGUUGUGUAGUAGCUCGGCGGCCGUUGUGCCACAAAGUAAAUCUACCGAGUUGUGUAGCGUGGCAGCCAUUCGGUGUUUAUCAGUAAUAUUAAAAGAGAUGAUCCAAACAAUAGGAACUAAUUAGAGUAGUACUUUUCUUGUUCUCAGGUGCAAUACAAACUUGCAUCAAUGAGUGCAUUAUUACUCUCAGAAAGCAGUUGACAUGUGAUUAUGGAUUAUGUAGUGGGCCUCAGAACUAAGGGAAAACAGACCAAGCCCUGGUUUCUGUGGUGCAUUUGUAUCGUACCUGAAUAAACAAGAAACUUACCUUUGUAAUGUUCCUAGCCACCCUCAAUAGGUAAAAUAUUAUUGAAGGGCAUUGUUUUGAGGCAGCACCCAUUUGUUCUCACUACAAACUGAUCCUUUCCCCCUCCCACUGAAUGUCACUGUAUUACUCUCAGCAAGCAGUAGAGGAUUUACAUAAAACAGAGUACAGUAUUAAUACUUGAAUGUUAUCACAUGUUUAGGAUACAGCUGGCCAGGAGAGAUUCCAUGCGUUAGGACCUAUUUACUAUAGAGAUAGGUAAGCAACUAAUGUUACCUCAUCUUUACACAUGUAUGAAGAAUAUCAACUGCUACAGUGGGAUAAUUUUCAAUUUUUAACCUCCAGGCCAUUGGAAAGGAAUUAGUUCAAAAAUUGUGAGUAAAAUUACAAGGUUUGACUGGGGUUUUGGUUCAAAUUAUUGGGAAGGUUUUUUAAACUGGGGGUUUGAGAAAUCAGAAUUUAAAUAAUAAUAUUGUGCACGUAGCUUACGAAUCAGCUUUAUCCAGAAGAACCACUUCUUGAAGUUUUGUCAAUUUUAACAGUCAUAGACAAAUGCCUAACAUGUGCAAGACAAAGAUAAAAAAGGCUGUGCUAAUACACCCUUAGAGUUAAACACCUUUAACUUCAAAUGAUAAUUCAUGCUCUGCUUUGCUCCUUGAUUGGAAUUGAUUCCCAGAAAAGCAAAAACAACUUCAAUUACCUCUUGUGUCAUCCACAUGUACUGCAAGACUGAGUUUUGUUCCAGCCUAUGAGUUUCAUUGUUUUCUCUUAGUUUUAGUGAGUUUGAGAAUUUAUAAUUUGGAGUAUUGUAUUUUAUUUUGCAGCAAUGGUGCAAUUCUAGUUUAUGAUAUAACCGAUGAAGAUUCAUUUUUCAAGGUAUUGUUACAUUCUGACUCUUUCAUGCAAACGGCAAUUAUACAGCAAUGGCAAAACUGAUCAAAGGAAAGUUUAGAACAAAAUUAAUUCAAAGUUAAACAUUAAACAUGUAAGUAAUGUACACUAUUCCCUUGGCCUACUCCUAACAUAUGGGUCCUCAUAGUUCAGUUGGUAGAGCACUGCAGCGCUAACACAGAGGCCAUGGGUUCAAAUCCCAUUCAAGUCCCCCCAAAAUUUUUGGGGUUAAUUUGCAAUUGCUUAAAUUGCAAUCACCACUGCGACAAUCAUUUCUCAAUCAGUUCUUUUAAAGUUGAAAGAUUGCCAUUAAAAGAACAUCCAUUGGACUGUAAGUUGUAAUUGGUUUAUUUUUUUUCUGGUGUUUAUAUUUUAUUACCAAUCACAUUGGGUGUUUCCCAUUAACUACAAACUUUUGGAAACUUACAAUGUAGAGGGAAAGGUCCAUUGGUUGUAGAACAUGUUCGAUAUUACACAUUAUUUGUCGACCUCUGGCCAAAAAUCAAGGUGACAGCACAGAUAUCUUUGUGAAUAACCUGGAACUGUUUCUGGUGAUUCAUAGUGAAAACUCAUUUAUGGAACAUGCAUUUCCUGGAAAUUGUCCAGUGGAAUACCAGAAAAAUGUAUUUCAUUUACAUUCCAACUAGAACUUCCAGAAUUUCUUGGCAAAUGGAAAGUGCCCUUUAUAACCAUGAUUGUUAACUUUUGUUAGGUGCAGAACUGGGUCAAGGAACUUAAGAAAAUGUUAGGCGAAGAUAUAGCACUUUGUAUAGCAGGUGUGGUUGAUUUGGAUUGCUUUCCUUUGGCCUCUACAUUUAAAAUUAAUGAUAAUAAUAAAUUACUAUCGUUCAAACAGGAAACAAAAUAGAUCUUGAAAGGGACAGACAUGUUGAUGCAGCAGAGGCAGAAGCGUAAGUGCUCCUUUGUAGUAGUGAUUUCCUUUCAUUGCUUGCCAUGAAUUAUUAAAGAGUUUUAACUCACAGUAGGUGUACACUAGGAGGUUUGUAGGGGUUGGAAUUCAGAGUUGCAUUGAUAGGUGGAUAAUUACUAAAGGGUUAAUUAAGUUGUUGAUAUCUGAUAAGUAAACAACUGAGUUGCCAUUGGGAUUGAAAGUAUGCGCAUGACUGGAAUGUCAAAAAUAGCCUUUGGGAUUAUGGGAUUGAGCAAAAAUUUGGGUAGGGAUGACAGGGUUAAAGAACCUUACUGGGGACCCUUUUCCGUGAAAAAGUUUCCUAGAAUGAAGUCCAACGACAUGUACAGUAAGAAAUAUGUGGACUCAGGUUUGUAGAUAAAUGCUAUAGUUCAAAGUGCAAUGAAGGUUCAAUGGUUUCAACCAAGUAACUGUUUGAUUCUCAAAUUUCCUUGACUUCUAUUUAGUUAGGGUAAGGAGAUGAAGGAAACUGAUGAUCAAACUACGUGUGAGGUCAAAACAUAAUGUGAAUUUGUUGUUCUUUUUCCAGAUAUGCCAAAACUGUGGGAGCAAAACACUUUCACACUUCAGCAAAACUUAACAAAGGCAUUGAAGAAAUGUUCUUUGAACUAACAAAAAGUAAGCUGAAAUUGAACGUGAAAAAAUGUCAAUAAUACAAGUAGCUUUCGGCUCAGUCAUUCAUUUAUUUGUUUAAGAAACAGGUUCUACCAUACACAGCUUUUCAGCAGACAUUUGGGACCUUGGUUACAUCAAGUACGUAACCCUUCCAUCUUUUUUUUAGAAAUGCUAGAAAGGCAAGAAAAAAGUGAAGCUAAAAGUCCAAGAGAUAGUACAGCCGACAGAGGAGCAGGUAGACGAAAAAACGUUGUAAUAGUUGAUGAACAACCCCAGCGACAGAGUGGAGGAGGAGGUUGCUGUGGAGGAGGAGGAGGGGGAUCAUAAAAUUUCUAGGGUACAUAUUUCAACUCUAAUGUUAUAAUCUGCAGUAGGAAUUGUGUAGUAUACAGCAAGAUUCAACUACAUUUUUCCAACAGAAAUAUAAAAUGCCCAAGAUGGAAGUACACCACUUAUAGGUUUCAAGAAAAAUGCACUGUAAUCUAAGUCUUGUAAAUGUAAAAAGAAGUGACAACUGCAUGACCCAUCACUGAUCUGCAGCUGUACAUUUAUUAUGGAAGAUUGGAGAACGUUGUAGCUUAUUACCCCUAUGCCAAACGUACAAGACAAUGUAAGGACAAAAAAUGUUGGCCUCUCUCAGCAGUUGAUGAGUGGUUAAAUUUAGCAAAGUAAUCUGUGCACAAAGGUUGAAAUGAUGUUGGAAGAUACAAAUACUUAACUAACGCAUAAAGAAAAUGUUACUAAACUUGCUUGUGCAGGUGAUAGCAAAAAUGGCUGAUUAAUGCCAAGCCAGCAAAUCGUUUAUGUGUGAAAAGGUCCAGAUCCUUCUGUGGAUGACUGAAAAACAUCAAGCAUGUUUUUCAGUGGCUUCGAUAUUUCUGAUAUUUUUGGAAAACAAUGAGGUUUUACAGUAGGCAGCAACUGUUUUAGUAGUGGAAUGCACAAAAGAAAUAUAUGAGAUGAAUGUACUGGUCUUGUUUAAAUGUCCUUAUUAUAUCUGUAAUCGUAAGUAGUUGAUAAUCACUGAUUAUGAAAUGACAGUUUUAGCUCGUCCGUAACUUCUAACUGUUUGAAAUAUGACCUUUACGGGCUAUCAUGAUCUCCGUCUUGUUCGUCAUCUUAGUUCUGACAAUUUUAUUAUAGACCGUGAAAUUUUAGAUGUGAAAUAUGAAUGAUUUAUCUCUUUACAGUUACUGUAAACUACCGCUUAUAAGCCCCCGACCCCCAGUUAUAGAUCCAUCUCUUCCCCCCACCCUACCCCGGGUAUAAGCCCUCCUCUAGCUGUUCUUGUCUUGAAUUCGACUUAUUAUGGUUUUAUGAAGCUUAAUUAAAAACCAGUAAAUACAAAACGUCUUUUGAUAAGCACUGCUGUAGCUUGUUUGGAAGCACCUUUUCUAUGCGGGUUGUAAGCCCCUUCGGAUAUUAGCCCCUCCGUUAGUGAGCACUCCUAAAACCCCUUACAAAGAUGUAUAAGUCUAGUACUUAAAAGCGGUAGUUUACGGUAUGCGCCAAAGUAGAGUUGAGUAUCUGCCUGUCUUCACCGACACUAAGGUGAAUAAUAAUUGCUAUUGUGGUUUUAAAGGGAACCUCCACUCUUACUACAGAAUAAGUUUAAAUCGAAUAAAAUUA